GCUGUGAAGUGAAGAGGUCAAGUGACUGAAAGAAAUGAACUUUAUCAGGCCUUUCUCCUGGUUUUGCCAAUAAAGCUGAGGGGACAGUUGUAAGACGGUAUGGCUGACUGGAACUUGUUAGGGAAGCUGCUGGAAAGUGCUCAAGAGCACUCCACUGUAGUGGGCAAAGUCUGGCUGACGGUGCUGUUCAUCUUCCGCAUCCUGGUGCUGGGGGCUGCUGCUGAGAAGGUGUGGGGCGACGAGCAGUCCAGCUUCACGUGCGACACCAAGCAGCCGGGUUGUCAGAACGUCUGCUAUGACACGACCUUCCCCAUUUCUCACAUCCGCUUCUGGGUGAUGCAGAUCAUCUUUGUCUCCACGCCCACUCUCAUUUAUCUUGGUCAUAUCCUUCAUUUGGUCCGCAUGGAGGAGAAGGAGAAGCAGAAACAAAAGGAGCUUGAAGACCAGCAGCAAGUAUUCUGCCAUAAGGACAAAAAGCCCUCAGUUAAAGACAAACAGGGCCACGCACGUUUACAAGGUGCGCUACUGCGGACCUAUGUCUUCAACAUUAUUUUUAAGACCCUGUUUGAGGUUGCGUUUAUUGUAGCUCAGUAUUUUCUAUAUGGGUUUGAGCUCAAGGCCAUGUACACCUGCGACCGCUGGCCUUGCCCAAACAUGGUGAAUUGCUACAUCUCCCGCCCCACUGAGAAGACAAUCUUCAUCCUUUUCAUGCUGGCUGUGGCCUGCGUCUCACUGCUGCUCAACCUGGUGGAAAUGUACCAUCUAGGUUUUACAAAGUGCCACCAGGGUCUUCGUUACAGGAGUUCAAAAGCCGCACGUGAAGGUUCCAAAGCCCUGAGUGAGCCGUUCAUGCCCUUUGUCCCAAACUAUAACUACUUUGGAGGUCAUUCUGCUGUGCCUGAACUUUUCCCUACAGACUCAAAGUACAGCAUGCCAGAGCCAAACUCUGCUUACAGCCCCUACAACAGCAAGGUGGCCUACAAGCAGAACAGAGAUAAUAUGGCUGUGGAGAGGAAAGGCAAAGCGGAAGAAAUUGAUACAAAGGGGAGAAAAAUCUCCAGUCCUGUCCUUGAGAUGUCCAUCGAAAAUCAGCGCAGAAACAGUCAGUCAAGCAAGCACAGCAACUUCAAGAGCAGGAUGGAUGACCUGAAGAUCUAA
Messenger RNA from Pundamilia nyererei, 1158 nucleotides. RefSeq names its product gap junction protein, alpha 2 (gene gja2). The record is from RefSeq and is a predicted model, not a curated record. NCBI's taxonomy places the organism in Eukaryota, Metazoa, Chordata, Actinopteri, Cichliformes, Cichlidae. Gene Ontology annotation, cellular component: connexin complex. Gene Ontology annotation, biological process: cell-cell signaling. Gene Ontology annotation, molecular function: gap junction channel activity. The transcript is spliced from 2 exons. Bases 100 to 1158 code for a protein of 352 amino acids.